GCGCAAGGCAGUGGACACUGUGAACGCUGCCUUGGCUCGCCGGCUCGGAGGGGCGCUCCAGCGGUUUGGCGGAGCCGCUUGGCCCCGCGCCCCUCCCGCCCAUCCACCAGCCACACACUCUUCAUCCACCAGCCACACACUCCUCGUCCGCCCAGCCACCUUUUCAACCAAACCAGCCAUACAUCCAUCCAUCCAUCCGGCAGCGCUCGCUCGCCCAUCCGUCCAGCCACGACCUCCACACCGCCCGCCGGGUGCGUGAUGCUGGUGGACCAAGACAUCGUCGGCGCUCUGAGCUCCACGAGGAUGAGGGGCCUGGCCUCCGUGCUGCUGGGAUUCCUCAAGCAGAGGGGAGCUGGCUUCAAUGACUUCGUGCACAAGCUCGUGGCCACGGACCACCACCAAGCCGUGUGUAAAAGCGCCGCCACGUGCACGUGCCCCUCCGUGCCUCCCACCAGCGGCGGCCCCAACACACAGGCCGACCACGACAAUGGAAACAAACAGCAGCAGCAGCAGACUGUGGCUCCAACUGAGAUGAUUAACCUGGGGCCAUCUGCAAACCCUCAUGCAAAACCAAGCGAUUUUGACUUCAUGAAAAUUAUUGGCAAAGGCAGCUUUGGAAAGGUUCUUCUGGCCAAACACAAGGCCGAUGGGAAGUUUUUUGCUGUGAAAGUUCUGCAAAAGGAGUCCAUUCUCAAACGGAAAGAGGAGAAGCACAUCAUGGCGGAGAGGAACGUGCUGCUCAAGAACGUGAAGCACCCCUUCCUGGUGGGGCUCCACUACUCCUUCCAGACCACCGACAAGCUCUACUUCGUCCUGGACUACAUCAACGGUGGCGAGCUGUUCUUCCACCUGCAGCGGGAGCAGUGCUUCAUGGAGCCGCGUGCACGCUUCUACAGCGCUGAGAUGGCGAGCGCCAUCGGCUACCUCCACUCCCUCAACAUCGUCUACAGAGACCUGAAGCCUGAGAACAUACUGGUGGAUCAUGAGGGCCACCUGAAGCUCACCGACUUCGGGCUGUGCAAGGAAGGCAUCCUCCCCAACGACACCACCUCCACGUUCUGUGGAACCCCAGAGUACCUCGCCCCGGAGGUUCUCCGCAAGCAGGCCUACGACCGCACCGUGGACUGGUGGUGCCUGGGCGCCGUGCUCUACGAGAUGCUCUACGGCCUGCCGCCGUUCUACAACAUGGACACGACGGUGAUGUACGACAACAUCCUGAACAAGCCGCUGCAGCUGCCGCCCAUCACCACCAACGCCACGCGCUCCAUCCUGGAGGGGCUGCUGCAGAAGGACCGCGAGAAGAGGCUCGGCGCCAAGGGGGACUUUCUGGAAAUCAAGAACCACGUCUUCUUUUCACCGAUCAACUGGGAAGACCUCUACAACAAGAAGAUUAAGCCUCCCUUCGACCCCAAUGUGCUGGGACCGUCGGACCUGAGCCACUUUGACCCGGCCUUCACGGAGGAGCCCGUGCCGGGCUCCGUGUGCCGCUCGGGCGAGGAGGAGGAGGAGGCGGCGCUGCGCAGCGCCCAGGAGGCCGACGACGCAUUUGUCGGCUUCUCCUACGCUCCCUCCUACAUGGAGUAGAGUGGCUGUGUGUGUAGAGGGUGUGGGUGUGUGAGCGGAGUGGAGGGUGUGUGAGUGGAGUGGAGGGGCUAUGUGUGUGUGUGGGUGGAGGGGCUGUGUGUGUGUGUGGAGUGGAGGGGCUGUGUGUGUGUGUGGAGUAUGGGGGCUGUGUGUGGAGUAGGCAAAAAUGAGUAGAUUCAAAUCAAUUUCUAUGUUCACAUACAAGCAUCCAAUCGUGUGCGCAAUAAUUAUUUACAAUUUAUGCAAAUUGACUGAAAACAAACAAGCGUACUCCAUUAAGGCCAAUGGAUCAAAGGAGAUGGAACAAACAAAAACACCGAUGAAUAAUAGGCAAAACAAUAUUUUUCGUAUCAAAUCUCUCGGCUUGAAAAUCGUGACAAUCCAUCAACUUGUGGGAUGCUGUGAGUAUUGGCGUGCCUGCGAUGCGCCCGGCAGGCACCGCUCCUCCUCCUCCCGGCGGCCACCUGGAGAUGCGGUGACCGCAAAGCGCCUCGAUCGCCGGCCCCUCCGUGGUGCUCGCUUUGCGAACGCCGCGUCGGGCGCACCGGCGGGGGGGGGGGGGUGCCUGGUUCGCACUGCUAGCACGUGGUGGGCAUUGAAGGCAGCCUCGCACGGCACGCCCCACACGAAUGUAUCAUUUCACGGAGGGUUUCUAUGACCGUGGUUUUUGUAUAGAUAGUUGCUGCUACUCGAUGAUGGUGCUCAAAUAUUGAAGACAAGAGACGUUUUUAGUUUUCGCUGAUAUGCACUGAUUGUUAAAUAGGUGAAGGUUGAAAUUACCAAGUUAGGUUUUUUUAAAAUGAACAUUUGCAAUAUGUGUCGAUUCCUACGUUUCAUUGAAACUAUGCAAGUGCAUUUUACAACAGACAUUGUGAACGUUUGUUUUCCCGAAAAGGUUUUAAAGCAUGCUUUGUUUUGGUUUUAUGGAUUAUUUUUUUACUUGUAACAUUUCCUGCACCAAUUUUUUGUUCGUGAUUUUUUUUUUUCCGUCACUCUGUAAUCAUUCCAGCGACGUUUCAAAAUGAAAACUUGACCGUGAACUUUUGUGAAUGAAGCAACAAAGCGCUGCACUUUUUUCGGCAGAACCAUUACAUUCCCCUUCAGCAGGUGCCUGAUGUUUAGCAUCCAAAUACUGUGUGUCCAGCAAUUUGUACUCCUACUUGAACAAAUGUACAUCUGUACAUAACUCUUGAACAAUAAAGGGUAACAUUUUA
Messenger RNA from Lethenteron reissneri (Far Eastern brook lamprey), 2798 nucleotides. Its product is annotated as serine/threonine-protein kinase Sgk2-like. The record is from RefSeq and is a predicted model, not a curated record. NCBI's taxonomy places the organism in Eukaryota, Metazoa, Chordata, Hyperoartia, Petromyzontiformes, Petromyzontidae. Gene Ontology annotation, biological process: protein phosphorylation. Gene Ontology annotation, molecular function: ATP binding; protein serine/threonine kinase activity.